AUGUACCUAACGUCAGAUCCCGGACUAGACUAUGACGUCAUUUCGACGUACAACGUCACGCUGGAAUGCUGGGACGCCUUCGGAAACUCUAGUGUCAUUGUUACAGUCGACGUAAUCGACGUAACGUUGCCGCCAGUAUUUGAAAACAUCACGACGUCAAUAGAUCUCUUAGAGGGCGUCACUCACGUCUCGACUCUCGUAGCGUUUAACAUCACAGACCCUGACGGUGGUGACAUUACGUCAUGUUCGUUGAAUGGCGAUUACGGCAAUUUCGACAUCAACAGAGAUGCGACAAACGGAAACGUUUUUGAUCUCCGCGUGAAUGCCGGCGUCAUUCUAGAUUAUGACGUCAUUUCUUCUUAUGAGAUCAAUGUCACCUGCAUUGAUGACGACAACGAGACAGCGUCUAUGACGUUUCAUAUAAACGUCAUAGAAAAUCAGCCACCUGCCAUUGAAUUAGCAGCCGGAGUCUUCACUGUUCUCGAAACCGAAACGUCUUCACGUCUACUAAUUACAUUGAACGUCAGUGACGUCGAAAACGACGCGUUUUAUUGCGUUCUAAAAUCGACCUCACCGUCAUCAUCAGCGUUUGUUUUGAACUUACAUCAAGACGAAUAUAGUCUGCAUAUCACGUCAAAUCCGGGAUUAGAUUAUGACGUUACACCAGCGUACAACGUCACCAUAGAUUGCUGGGACGCGCAUGGUAACUCCAGCGUUGUAGUCAACGUCGCCGUCAUCGAUGUUACGUUUCCGCCAGUGUUUGAAGGCGUUGCCAGUGUUCUUGACGUCAUGGAAACCACGUCUAGCGGACUGGCGUUAGAAACCUUCAACGUCAAUGAUCCUGACGAUGACGGCGAAAGGUCAUGCACGCUGAGCGGUGACAACGGCGAUUUUAGCGUUGUAAAGGAUGUGGGAAACAACUCAUCAUUUAGUCUGCAGGUUGCUCCAGCAGCAAGUCUUGAUUAUGACGUCAUCUCCGCAUAUGACCUCAACAUCACAUGUUUUGAUGUUGAUAAUGAGACAUCGUCAACCGUCAUUCAUAUCAAUAUCCUACCAAAUCUACCGCCUUCGAUUGAAACACCGGCGUCAUCGCUAACCGUUCUAGAAACAGAAACCACGCAACGUCUCAUAGUGUCGCUGAACGUCAGUGACGCGGAAAACGAUAGCUUCACAUGCGCCCAUGUCUCGACUACACCGACAUCUACCGCCUUCGGGUUGCAACGGCAUGGCCUAGAUUACAGUCUUUAUCUGAACGCAAACCCCGGACUCGAUUAUGAUGUCAUAACCAAAUACGACGUCACGGUCGAAUGUUGGGACUCUUACAACAACUCCAGCAUUGGCAUUGCCAUCGACGUCAUAGACGUGACGUCACCGCCCGCUUUCCACGACGUCGUUUCUCCCGUUGCCGUUAUUGAAAGCGUUGCAAACGCGUCACCGCUGACAACUGUAAACGUCACGGACCCUGACGGUGGUGACGUCACUUCAUGUCAUCUCAGUGGCAACGGUGGAAUGUUCAGUCUCAUGCGGCAAACGUUAAAUACUGAAUUGUUUGAUUUGUUCCUGAGCCCCGGGCGAAGUCUGGAUUAUGACGUCAUUUCUGCUUAUAACGUUAACGUGACAUGUGUCGACACAGAUAGUGAGACCUCGUCAAUAGUGAUUCGUAUCAACGUGUUGCAGAACACGCCCCCUAUAAUAGUCCCACAGUCUGCAGCAAUCACAGUGGUCGAAAAUGAACAGUCAAGUCGUUUGCUUAAGACCUUGACCGUAAGUGACGUAGAGGGUGACAUCAUCAAUUGCACGCACGUUGGCACUUCUCCGUCAUCUGCUGCGUUUACGUUAAUCUUAGAAGGAUCAGAUUUUAGCCUCUACUUGACCGACAAUCCAGGACUCGACUAUGACAGGACACCAUCAUAUGACGUCACGCUAGAAUGCUUCGACCCAUACGGUAGCUCUAACGCCAUUUUUGUCAUUGACGUCACUCCAACAGGGCCGCCAGAGUUUACGGCCAUAGACUCGCCUCUCCUCCUCCAAGACGGAACCACGGGUUACUUUGUUCUUUAUGUGUUUGACGUCGCGGACCCGGACGGCGGUAGCGUUACCUGCAGUCACAGCGGUGACGCUGGAACAUUUAAAUUGAUGAGAUAUAUAGGGGAUACUUUCCACCUGGCCCUAAGAGCUGACGUCACAUUGAACUAUGACGUAAUACCCAAGUACGAAAUUAACAUUACGUGCUUUGAUGGCGUCGGUGACAACACGACAAUAACGUCUAUAGUCAUCGUAAAGCCAAACGAGCCCCCGUCGAUCUCUAGUCCUGUGAUGGCAGUCACCGUUAGUGAAAAUAACGUCAGCCAACAUUUACUGUAUACGUUAGACGUCAGUGACGCGGAGAACAACACGUUUGCGUGUUCCCUGACGUCGAUAUUGCCAAAUACGUCAGCAUUCGGGUUCUGGCAGGACGGCACCGACUACGGGUUACAUUUGCUCAACAACCCUAAUCUUGAAUAUGCAGUAACGUCAUCGUAUGAUGUCACAGUCCGUUGCUGGGACCAGAAAGGCUAUUCGACCAUGACCUUUGUCGUCUAUGUGAUCCCUAAUUACCCACCGGUCUUCACAAAUCUGCCAGCUCCGGACAUAACCCUAAACGCAAAUACAACACCUAUCGGGACGCAUGUGUUCACAGCGUCUGCGACUGACGUCGACAGCCCUGUGGUGACGUAUUCCAUGACGUCACUUCCUGAGGAACCAGAACUGUUUGAAAUUGACAGAGCUCGUGGUGAAAUAUGGACAGUGGUCCACUUGAGGGUGGCUGUUGACAACGGCUAUUUGCUUGCAAUCACCGCCACAGACGACAAGGCGAACACCACGGAGUAUCGAAGGGUCAGACUCACCAACGUGAACAACGUUCCAGUAGUACAGAAUCUUCCCAAUACGAUAUACAUUAACGAGAACACUGUCUUCAACACGGUUUUAUAUACGUUGAACUUGGAUGACCCUGGCGACACGGUCACCGUGACCUUCACCGUCAGUCCAGCGUCGUACGGCAACAAGUUCUACAUGACAUAUAAUACCCAGCUAAGACAGCACUAUAGUCUGCUUAAUUACGAAGAGUGCAACUACUUCGUGGUGACGUUUUAUGCUUCUGACGGCAAAACGACUUCUGAGCCGCAUAAUUUAACUAUCCACGUCCUUAACGUCAACGAAGCAUGCGACUUCACUCCUGACGUGUAUUACGUUUCUCUGGACGAAGGAAAUAGUUUUUCCAAUUACGUCGAUCCAAAGUUGGACGUCAAGGAUGUAGACGGUGAUACCCUGACGUUUAAUAUCGUCCAAACGCCAUCUGCAGAGAGUACUUACUUCGCGAUUAAUCAGUCCACCGGAGUUAUCACCCAUGCUUUGAACUAUGAUGUCGACAAUGGCGUUCAUCCAAGUGUCGUCACGUUGAAAGUUGUUUGCGUUGAUGCUGGUGGAUUGACAGGCACGGCAACAGUAAGCGUCACUGUCAACGACGUUAACGAUAACGUACCGACGUUUUCCAUGGUCUCGUACGUGCGGACGAUCAGCCAGUACGAUGGGCCGGGGACGACUAUCUACAACAUGCAGGACCAGGUUACUGAUCGUGAUUCCGGCGACAAUGCCGUGGUGGCUUUCGCUGCGAGAGCGGUGACGACCGGAUCCAACUCGUACUUUUACUGGACGCCCGAGGGGGUCGGGAUGUUGAUGGUCUACGCUGAUGACGUCAUGACUUCCGGUGACGUACAUAGGUUUAUCCUGACGGCCGCGGACCGAGGUCAACCGCCGCUGGCAUCCACUACGACAGUGGAUAUAAUUUUUGAACUGGAAAACUCAACCACAUCGACAACGGAAGUGCCGCUAGUAUCGGAAGCGAGUUCCGUUGACUUUUGGGAACAGACGUCCAACAUCAUGCUCGUGACUCUCGUCUGCUUCCUUGGUCUUCUGCUGAUUGGAAUAGCCGCCUUCCUGACGUUCAGAAAGUUAAUUGGUCGACCGAGCAUUAUGCGACCACUAUCACCAAAGUUUCGGAAAAUAUCCCCAAAACCCGCUCCGCACCCUGAACCGUUUGAGUUUUGGAGUGUGCAUGAAAACACUAUUGGCGGCGUUAUCCACAAGGGAUUGGCAAAUCCGAGUGUGUGAAGAUUAAGAAACCCGAGUGUGUGAAGAUUAACAAUCCUGAGUGUGUGAAGAUUAAGAAACCCGAGUGUGUGACGAUUAAGAAACCCGAGUGUGUGAAGAUUACGAAACCCGAGUGUGUGAAGAUUAACAAACCCGAGUGUGGGAAGGUUAACAACUGAAUGUAUGAAAUCAACAACCGCGACUGUGUUACCACGAACAUAAAUUAGAGUGUGUAUAUCAACAGACCCAAUUGAUUCUUUUGUUACAAAAAUUCCACAGAUAAACAUAUUUAUGAAUGGUUAAAUUAGUGCACAGACCAUAUUCCCAUGUUAAGUUUUUUAUUCAAUGAAGAGUAAUUGCCAAUAAAUUUGAUGUGUGAGA
Molecule: messenger RNA, 4512 nt
Organism: Dreissena polymorpha
Lineage: Eukaryota; Metazoa; Mollusca; Bivalvia; Myida; Dreissenidae
Product: protocadherin Fat 4-like
Exons: 28
Coding region: 1-4152 (1383 amino acids)
Biological process (GO): homophilic cell-cell adhesion
Cellular component (GO): plasma membrane
Molecular function (GO): calcium ion binding
Source: RefSeq, a predicted model, not a curated record